AUGAACGAAACAGGGUCGAGCGGAACGGCAGCAGCAGCAGCAGCAGAUGUGCCGCCGGAGACAAUUGAGGAUGUGCUUGCCGGUGCCAUGUGGGUGACGGGCCUUACUGAUCCCGCACUGUGCCUCGAUCGCCUCCACGAGACGUUCAACGAAGUUAUCUUCAGCUGCGUCGAGCAGGAGCCGGAGACGGAGGAGCUCGUCGGGCGGCUCAAAACGGCGGCCGACCGCCAGCGGGAAGAGCGGGCAAAGGAGGACCUCCGUCGGGCCCUGAUGGAGCUGCAGGACAACACGUACGUGGACGAUGGGGUGGAUGAGGAGGAAGAGGCGGUAGGCAGUGCGGCAGCGGGGGACGGUGAUGACGACGACGACGAAGACUUCUCUGAUGAUUCGCAACUCAUGGAUGAUGAGGAGUUUUUGUCGUGGAUCCACCGCAACGACGCUCAGCGCGGCGAAGAUAAUGUGGAGUUGAUUGCUGGGCCUUCUGCCGAUGGUACCACUGCUACUAGCGGCGUGGAGCUCGAGUUGCACCGCGUCGGCCUCAGCGAAGAGGACAGACAUCUGACGGAGGACAUCCUGCCGGAGCGGUUGAAAGCGAUUGAGGUAAAGGAGAGGCGGCCACGGCUUGGCUCACGACAGUUGCUGCACGGAUACUCAUACAGGAUCCCGUUGGAGUACGAGGCCUUCUGGAUCCUCCGACAACUCCGCAGCGCUGGACAGCCGCUAGCGCACAACACGCGCAUCUGCGCCAUCGCGACACGGCCUCCUGCGGAAGUAGCGGAUGAACCGGUUGUUGUUGCUAUUGCCUACGCACUGCGAAAGAUGACGCAGGAGUACUUGGAGCCCGCACAUCUGAUGAUGUAUCACCAAAGUGCGCUGCAUCCGUUACUGUGCGCCGUGCUGGAGGCCUCACCGCUCAUGGAGUCGGCAGAGUGUAUGCUUCCUGUCGCGUCCUAUGCGUACAGCUUGGAAACGGGGCGGCGACAGCGUCCGUACGUGUCUGAAACUUAUGUUGGCUUCUCGGCGGUAGCUGACCGCCCCAUUGGAGAUGAAGACCUCGCAUGGCGGCGUCUCGAUGGCGAAAACAACGAUUUUGCACAACGCAAGCCGUGCUUUAUUGAACUCGGCCGUAUUUUGGUGCGCAUCCUCGAGCUCGACGUGCUAUGCCAUCGUCUCGAAUGCAAUCGGCAGCAGCUUUUGCUAAAGCUUAAAGACCAACCGGAGUCGAGUGUGCAAGAGCAGCGGGUUGCGUUGGAGGGUCUCGUAUUUGAGAGCGGCAUAGAGGCGGAUCUCUGGCAGACAUUUGUCAGCUCCCUCACUGCAAGCCGUGGCCGUGGCCCGACGCAAGUAUUGAAGUCUCUCGGCCUGGAGAACGCCUUCAAGGAGUACACCAUCACUGGACUGCAGUACCAGGAGAACCUGCUUGCCAAUGCGCCGAUUCACGUGUGCCAGUCGCCGCAGUCGACGCCACUGAUGGAGUGGGCGCAGCAGGUUGGUGCCACUGCACGCACACCGCGCUCCGGUGAGGCGGUACUGUCUCUCUUCAACCAGGCGAUUGUGGAGCAGUUCUCGAAGCUUCCAAUACUCCGCAAGCGACUGUUUGAUGUCUUCUGUGCAGAAGGUGACCUCAUCGUCACAUACAAGCAGUGCAAACGUAAAGAUGACGUGUACCCAUUAGCAACCUUCUUUGUUGAGCACCCACGGCAUUACCUCGACCUUCUUGAGCGUGAGCGACAGGGGAGUGUGGGGCUCUACUACGUCCUCAGCGAGGAGCUUGUGCGCCGCGAGGUGAAACUGCGUCAGCUGUACGACCGCUCAGCUACUGAUGAAUGGUCAGCCGAGCGGGAACGGGCGAUGGAGCUGCUGUUGCUGCGGCUGGUGGAUGGGCUCAUCCCGAAGGUGAAGGCAGAGCUCAGCCAAUUUGCACAGCAUUGCGUGCAAACACAGAGUGUCGAGCGUCUUGGCCUCAUGUGCGCACAAGGCCCGUACGAGCCUACGCGUUUGUGCCUUGCUGCGUUUGAUGAGGAUGUGCUUGCAUGGGAAUCAGAGUGGAAUAUCGUUGAGGCCCUCCCACUCAAAAGGGUGCUUGGCCACGGUCGCCAACCGCUCCCGCGUGUGUGUGCUGCUUACCGCAGCGACACUGGCGUGACGUACCUGAGCUUUGUUGAUGAGGCCGGCUGCUUUAUUGGCUCUACGCGGUGGGCAGACUGUGCCCUAAAUUCCGAGAGUGGCCGGGCGGCUGAUUUGCUGCAGAACAUCCAACUGGAGAAGCUGUUUGCACGAUGCAAUCCCACUGUGAUUGCUGUUGGUGCUUCCAACGUGGAAUCGCUCUCGCUCAUGCGCUCGCUGCUGCGGUUCUUACGGGAGCGUGUGUACGCCACAUUCCACGUGCACAUCCCUGUUGUGUGGGCGCCAGUGGAGGUGGCGCGGCUUUACAGUAGCACGACAUACGCUGACCUUGAGACCCCUGGUGCGGACCCGCUUUCCCGUACUUCGGUGGCGCUGGCACGGUACGUGCAGGACCCACUCAGCGUCAGCUGUGCCUUGUUUGACAAGGAGCGGACGGCGCUGCGUCUCUCACUCGGUGCAACUGUGCACACAACGAGUGAGCAGGAGGAUCAGCUGUAUGUGCGGAUGUGCUGGGAGAUGAGCCUGUGGGUCACGGCUUGUGGCGUCUGGGUCGAGGAUUGUGUCACACGUCCCAACUCUGUGGCACCGCUGCAAUUUCUGGCGGGGUUUGGCCCAUCACGGGCGCGCAAGUUGCACCAACUGCUGGCGUCACGGCGUCCGGUGAGCCGCGAGGAGUGCGGCCACAUUAUUGCGGAGAGCUUCGGCGACUACGUUGCACGCAAUGCGACGUGUUCGCUGCGAGUGGGGCCUCCGACUGACGGAAGCUCUGGCGAUGCGACUUCACUGUCUCGCUGGCAUCUGCUCGACCAGACGCUGCUACCACCGCAGUGGUACGGCGCCGCCGCUUUCGUUGCGCGGGCUGCACUGAAGAACGUUCCGUCAAAACUCGUCGCACUGGUGGACUUCAUGCGGUUGGAAGCAGCAGAGAAGCGCGACCGCAUUGACCGCCAUGCACACCAGCAGGACAUGACGACCGCUAUACGCCAGCAGCACCGGCCAGAGUGGGAGUCGCUGCUUGGCGAACGUGAGGUGGAGCUGCUGCAGGAGGAGAUGAUAGCGGCUGGAAAGUCGUUCCUGCGGCGACCUUACCGACGGCUGUCGCACCGCGAGCUCAUGACGUGCUUGACUGGCAUCGUGUACUGCACACGGGGUGACGCGCCCUUCACAAGCCGCGCCGUUGACACAAGGUCGCUGAUGAUCUGCGAGGGCGACUACAUGACAGGAACAGUGCAGGGCGUACGCGGUGGCGGCCCAAUGAUUGGCGUCCGCCUCGCAACGUCGUGCGGCCUUGGCGCCUUUAUCGCCGCUGACGACAUUGACGACGACACAAUGAAACAGGAGGUGCUGCAGCAUAUCCCGCCGCCGCGUGAGGCGGGUGGUGCGGUGCAGCCGCCGCCGCUCCACACUGCUGUUGCGAGUUGGCUGCGCCGCGGUGCUCCCAUUCAGGGUAUUAUAAUCGGUUGCAACUGGGAGCGGUGUGAGCUGCGUCUGCGGUGGUGCCGCCCACGCGACGCCAAUCCUGGCAACAAGCACAAAAACAACAACAACGGAAACAGGAAUAAUAAGCGAAACAUGACGCAGGACGAGGAAAUCGAGAACGAUGAUGAUGAUGAUGAUGAUGAUGAACACUAUGUCUCGUACGCCGCGGUUAUUAAUGAUGCGGCGAGUAGCGCGAACUCCCUUCGCACGGUGCGGCUGAAUAUGGAUGCGCGUGUCUUUGCGACAAAGAUAUCACGCCACCCGCUCUUCCGCGACACCAGCAGCGCCACCGCGCACGCGUACCUGCACGACAAGAAGAUUGGGGAGGUCAUUCUCCGCCCUGCAACCGGCACGCGCAACAAGGCGAUUGCGGUGGUGAAGAUUGGCGAGCGGUCCAUGUGUAACUGGCUUAUCAGUGAAGAGCGCCACUCGGACGGCGCCAUCUACUAUCGCCUUCGGGACAAAGUGACCGGUCGCGAGGCGGAGUUCGGCGACGUGGAUGAGUUCCUCAAUGGAUUCAUCGCGCCGAUGGUGGCGCUCGUGCGCGACAUCCGCGAGCACCGGCGCUUCGUUGAGAGCGCGCGUGAAGUGCAGGAUGCCCUCGAUGCACAGAGGCGCAGCGGCCUCGGCUUCACGUACGUCUUGGCGGAGGUCGGCCAGCAGUCACGGCCGCCGUUUUACCGCGUCUUUACACGUGGUGGCGCGACGGAGCGCAACUUCUACCUGCACAUCGACGACAGCAGCAUCUAUGUGCGUGUGCCGAUCCGCCGUGGCGGAAGGGGCGGCGGCGGCGGCGUCGACCUCAAGUGGGUAAAGUGCCGCAACGCGGAGCAUGUCAGCGAAGUCGUGAAGGGCCUCGCACGGCCUCGCUAA
Messenger RNA from Trypanosoma grayi, 4479 nucleotides. Its product is annotated as transcription elongation factor SPT6. Gene Ontology annotation, biological process: mRNA transcription by RNA polymerase II; nucleosome organization; transcription elongation-coupled chromatin remodeling. The record is from RefSeq and is a predicted model, not a curated record. Lineage: Eukaryota; Euglenozoa; Kinetoplastea; Trypanosomatida; Trypanosomatidae. The transcript has a single exon. Gene Ontology annotation, cellular component: transcription elongation factor complex. Gene Ontology annotation, molecular function: histone binding; nucleosome binding. The coding region runs from base 1 to 4479 and encodes 1492 amino acids.